AUGUCUACUCUUCUGGAAAACAUCACUGCCAUCAUCAAAAUAUUCCAACAGUAUUCCAAAACGGACAAAGAAACUGACACACUGAGCAAAGAAGAGCUGAAGGAACUUCUGGAAAUGGAGUUUCGCCCAGUUCUGAAGAAUCCAGAUGACCCAGACACUGCUGAUCUCUUCAUGGAUAUCCUUGACAUAGACCACAACCAGAAAUUAGACUUCGAGGAAUUUUUUCUGAUGGUAUUCAAGUUGGCCAAAGUGUACUAUGAGUCUAAAAUGAGACAGAAUUUCCAAGCCACAGGACAGAAGCAGAAAAAGAAGGGAUAUGAAAAGAAACAUGUAGAACAUGACAGAAAAGGAAAAGAUGAGAAAGAAAAAGGGGAAGAGGGUAGAAAAAGAAAAUCUAGCCAUUCAAAGAGUGGUGAAGAGGAAAAAAAGGAAAGAUCCAAGAGCCCAAGAGGAAGAGGGAAAAAGAGACAUGGGUCUAGCUCUGAAAGAAAGAGUGCGAAAGGUGAUACAUCUACUCAUAGACAUAGAGAUACACAUGGGGAGAAAACUCACGAAAAAAGGGGAAAAGAGAAAAGAUCAGGCUCAAGAGGACGACAAGAAUCCAAGCAUGUGCUGUCACCAGACAGCUCCAGACACUCAGGCACUGGACAUGGACAAUCUUCUUCAGGGUCCAGAACAACCAGACAUCGGGGACCCAGUAGUAGUAGUCAGGCAAGCGACAGUGAAGGACACUCUGAAGACUCAGGGACAUCCUCUGGAGGACACAAUGUCUCAUCCCAUGGGCAGUCAGGAUCAGGCUCAAGAGGAAGACAAGAUUCCAAGCAUGUGCUGUCACCAGACAGCUCCAGACACUCAGGCACAGGGCACGGACCCUCCCCUUCAGGACCUAAGACAACCAGACAUCAGGGAUCCACUAGCAGUCAGGCCAGCGACAGUGAAGGACACUCUGAAGACUCAGGGACAUCCUCUGGAGGACACAAUGUCUCAUCCCAUGGGCAGUCAGGAUCAGGCUCAAGAGGAAGACAAGAUUCCAAGCAUGUGCUGUCACCAGACAGCUCCAGACACUCAGGCACAGGGCACGGACCCUCCCCUUCAGGACCUAAGACAACCAGACAUCAGGGAUCCACUAGCAGUCAGGCCAGCGACAGUGAAGGACACUCUGAAGACUCAGGUAAACAUUAUCCCUCAACCCAUGACAGGACUGGGUCCAGUUCAAGGCACCACCAUGGAUCUACCCAAGGCCAGUCAGGAGAUAGCUCUGGGCAUUCUGGGUCUCAUCAAGCAGGGACAUCCUCUGGAGGACACAAUGUCUCAUCCCAUGGGCAGUCAGGAUCAGGCUCAAGAGGAAGACAAGAUUCCAAGCAUGUGCUGUCACCAGACAGCUCCAGACACUCAGGCACAGGGCACGGACCCUCCCCUUCAGGACCUAAGACAACCAGACAUCAGGGAUCCACUAGCAGUCAGGCCAGCGACAGUGAAGGACACUCUGAAGACUCAGGAUCCAAGAAAACCAGACAUCGGGGAUCCACUAGUAGUCAGGCUAGUGACAGCGAAGGACACUCUGAAGACUCAGGUAGACAUUCUCCCUCAACCCAUGACAAGACUGGGUCCAGUUCAAAGCACUACCAUGGAUCUACCCAUGGCCAGUCAAGAGACAUCUCGGGACAUUCGGAGUCCCAUCAAGGGCACAGAGCCAAUCAUGGGCCAUCUGAGUCUGUCCAUGGACAGUCAGACAAAAGUGCCAAUAGAAGACAAGGGUCUAGUCAUGGACAGUCUGCAGGCAGCUCUAGACACUCAGGGUCUCAUCAAGCAGAGACAUCCUCUGGAGGACACAAUGUCUCAUCCCAUGGGCAAUCAGGAUCAGGCUCAAGAGGACGACAAGAAUCCAAGCAUGUGCUGUCACCAGACAGCUCCAGACACUCAGGCACUGGGCAUGGACAAUCUUCUUCAGGGUCCAGAACAACCAGACAUCGGGGACCCAGUAGUAGUCAGGCAAGCGACAGUGAAGGACACUCUGAAGACUCAGGUAGACAUUCUCCCUCAACCCAUGACAGGACUGGGUCCAGUUCAAGGCACCACCAUGGAUCUACCCAUGGCCAGUCAGGAGAUAGCUCUGGACAUUCUGGGUCCCAUCAAAAGCAGAAAGCCAAUCAUGGGCGAUCUGAGUCUGUCCAUGGACAGUCAGACUCAAGUGCCAACAGGAGACAAGGGUCUAGUCAUGGACAGUCUGCAGGCAGCUCUAGACACUCAGGGUCUCAUCAAGCACAGACAUCCUCUGGAGGACACAAUGUCUCAUCCCAUGGGCAGUCCAGAUCAGGCUCAAGAGGAAGACAAGGAUCCAAGCAUGUGCUGUCACCAGACAGCUCCAGACAAUCAGGUACUGGACAGGGACCCUCCCCUUCAGGGCCUAAGACAACCAGACAUCGGGGAUCCACUAGCAGUCAGGCCAGCGACAGUGAAGGACACUCUGAUNCCAGAACAACCAGACAUCGGGGACCCAGUAGUAGUCAGGCAAGCGACAGUGAAGGACACUCUGAAGAGACAGGUAGACAUUCUCCCUCAACCCAUGACAGGACUGGAUCCAGUUCAAGGCACCACCAUGGGUCUACCCAUGGCCAGUCAAGAGACAGUUCUGGACAUUCUGGGUCUCAUCAAGCAGGGACAUCCUCUGGAGGACACAAUGUCUCAUCCCAUGGGCAAUCAGGAUCAGGCUCAAGAGGAAGACAAGAUUCCAAGCAUGUGCUGUCACCAGACAGCUCCAGACAUUCAGGUACUGGGCAACGACCAUCAUUUUCAGGGUCGAGAACAACCAGACAUCAGGGAUCCACUAGUAGUCAGGCCAGUGACAGUGAAGAACACUCUGAAGACUCAGGUAGACAAUAUCCCUCAACCCAUGACAAGACUGGGUCCAGUUCAAGGCACCACCAUGGAUCUACCCAUGGCCAGUCGGGAGACAGUUCUGGACAUUCAGGGUCCCAUCAAGGGCAGAGAGCCAGUCAUGGGCCAUCUGAGUCUGUCCAUGGACAGUCAGACAAAAGUGCCAACAGAAGACAAGGGUCUAGUCAUGGACAGUCUGCAGGCAGCUCCAGACACUCAGGGUCUCAUCAAGCAGAGACAUCCUCUGGAGGACACAAUGUCUCAUCCCAUGGGCAGUCCAGAUCAGGCUCAAGAGGAAGACAAGGAUCCAAGCAUGUGCUGUCACCAGACAGCUCCAGACAAUCAGGUACUGGACAGGGACCCUCCCCUUCAGGGCCUAAGACAACCAGACAUCGGGGAUCCACUAGCAGUCAGGCCAGCGACAGCGAAGGACACUCUGAAGACUCAGGUAGACAUUCUCCCUCAACCCAUGACAGGACUGGGUCCAGUUCAAGGCACCACCAUGGAUCUACCCAUGGCCAGUCAGGAGAUAGCUCUGGACAUUCUGGGUCCCAUCAAAAGCAGAAAGCCAAUCAUGGGCGAUCUGAGUCUGUCCAUGGACAGUCAGACUCAAGACCUAAGACAACCAGACAUCAGGGAUCCACUAGCAGUCAGGCCAGCGACAGUGAAGGACACUCUGAAGACUCAGGACCUAAGACAACCAGACAUCAGGGAUCCACUAGCAGUCAGGCCAGCGACAGUGAAGGACACUCUGAAGACUCAGGGACAUCCUCUGGAGGACACAAUGUCUCAUCCCAUGGGAAGUCAGGAUCAGGCUCAAGAGGAAGACAAGAAUCCAAGCAUGUGCUGUUACUAGACAGCUCCAGACACUCAGGCACAGGGCACGGACCAUCACCUUCAGGAUCCAAGAAAACCAGACAUCGGGGAUCCACUAGUAGUCAGGCUAGUGACAGCGAAGGACACUCUGAAGACUCAGGUAGACAUUCUCCCUCAACCCAUGACAAGACUGGGUCCAGUUCAAAGCACUACCAUGGAUCUACCCAUGGCCAGUCAAGAGACAUCUCGGGACAUUCGGAGUCCCAUCAAGGGCACAGAGCCAAUCAUGGGCCAUCUGAGUCUGUCCAUGGACAGUCAGACAAAAGUGCCAAUAGAAGACAAGGGUCUAGUCAUGGACAGUCUGCAGGCAGCUCUAGACACUCAGGGUCUCAUCAAGCAGAGACAUCCUCUGGAGGACACAAUGUCUCAUCCCAUGGGCAGUCCAGAUCAGGCUCAAGAGGAAGACAAGAAUCCAAGCAUGUGCUGUCACCAGACAGCUCCAGACACUCAGGCACUGGGCACGGACCAUCACCUUCAGGAUCCAAGAAAACCAGACAUCGGGGAUCCACUAGUAGUCAGGCUAGUGACAGCGAAGGACACUCUGAAGACUCAGGUAGACAUUCUCCCUCAAGCCAUGACAAGACUGGGUCCAGUUCAAAGCACCACCAUGGAUCUACCCAUGGCCAGUCAAGAGACAUCUCGGGACAUUCGGAGUCCCAUCAAGGGCACAGAGCCAAUCAUGGGCCAUCUGAGUCUGUCCAUGGACAGUCAGACAAAAGUGCCAAUAGAAGACAAGGGUCUAGUCAUGGACAGUCUGCAGGCAGCUCUAGACACUCAGGGUCUCAUCAAGCAGAGACAUCCUCUGGAGGACACAAUGUCUCAUCCCAUGGGCAAUCAGGAUCAGGCUCAAGAGGAAGACAAGAAUCCAAGCAUGUGCUGUCACCAGACAGCUCCAGACACUCAGGCACUGGGCAUGGACAAUCUUCUACAGGGUCCAGAACAACCAGACAUCGGGGACCCAGUAGUAGUCAGGCAAGCGACAGUGAAGGACACUCUGAAGACUCAGGUAGACAUUCUCCCUCAACCCAUGACAGGACUGGGUCCAGUUCAAGGCACCACCAUGGGUCUACCCAUGGCCAGUCAAGAGACAGUUCUGGACAUUCUGGGUCUCAUCAAGCAGGGACAUCCUCUGGAGGACACAAUGUCUCAUCCCAUGGGCAAUCAGGAUCAGGCUCAAGAGGAAGACAAGAUUCCAAGCAUGUGCUGUCACCAGACAGCUCCAGACAUUCAGGUACUGGGCAACGACCAUCAUCUUCAGGGUCGAGAACAACCAGACAUCAGAGAUCCACUAGUAGUCAGGCCAGCGACAGUGAAGAACACUCUGAAGACUCAGGUAGACAAUAUCCCUCAACCCAUGACAAGACUGGGUCCAGUUCAAGGCACCACCAUGGAUCUACCCAUGGCCAGUCGGGAGACAGUUCUGGACAUUCAGGGUCCCAUCAAGGGCAGAGAGCCAGUCAUGGGCCAUCUGAGUCUGUCCAUGGACAGUCAGACAAAAGUGCCAACAGGAGACAAGGGUCUAAUCAUGGACAGUCAGUAGGCAGCUCUAGACACUCAGGGUCUCAUCAAGCAGAGACAUCCUCUGGAGGACACAAUGUCUCAUCCCAUGGGCAGUCCAGAUCAGGCUCAAGAGGAAGACAAGAAUCCAAGCAUGUGCUGUCACCAGACAGCUCCAGACACUCAGGUACUGAGCACGGACCCUCCCCUUCAGGACCUAAGACAACCAGACAUCGGGGACCCAGUAGUAGUCAGGCCAGUGACAGCGAAGGACACUCUGAAGACUCAGGUAGACAUUCUCCCUCAGCCCAUGACAGGACUGGGUCCAGUUCAAGGCACCACCAUGGAUCUACCCAUGGCCAGUCAAGAGACAGUUCUGGACAUUCUGGGUCUCAUCAAGCAGGGACAUCCUCUGGAGGACACAAUGUCUCAUCCCAUGGGCAGUCCAGAUCAGGCUCAAGAGGAAGACAAGAAUCCAAGCAUGUGCUGUCACCAGACAGCUCCAGACACUCAGGUACUGAGCACGGACCCUCCCCUUCAGGACCUAAGACAACCAGACAUCGGGGACCCAGUAGUAGUCAGGCCAGUGACAGCGAAGGACACUCUGAAGACUCAGGUAGACAUUCUCCCUCAACCCAUGACAGGACUGGGUCCAGUUCAAGGUACCACCAUGGAUCUACCCAUGGCCAGUCAAGAGACAGUUCUGGACAUUCUGGGUCUCAUCAAGCAGGGACAUCCUCUGGAGGACACAAUGUCUCAUCCCAUGGGCAGUCAGGAUCAGGCUCAAGAGGAAGACAAGAAUCCAAGCAUGUGCUGUCACCAGACACCUCCAGACAAUCAGGCACUGGGCACGGACCAUCUUCUUCAGGGUCCAGAACAACCAGACAUCGGGGACCCAGUAGUAGUCAGGCAAGCGACAGUGAAGGACACUCUGAAGACUCAGUCAGUCUAGCUCCAGCAGCACACGAGGACAAGAGUGGCACCAUGAUCCACAAGGAGACCACUCAGGAAACUCAGGGAAUGUACAUGGAGAAGUCUCAUCUCGAUCUGGUCACAGUAGACACCAUGGAUCCAGUAUCAGUCAGUUUCACAACCAGCUACUUCAGCUACCACCUGAGGCCCUACUUUCUCUAG
Molecule: messenger RNA, 6384 nt
Organism: Miniopterus natalensis
Lineage: Eukaryota; Metazoa; Chordata; Mammalia; Chiroptera; Miniopteridae
Source: RefSeq, a predicted model, not a curated record